AUCUCUCUCUCUCUGUGAGGAACUGUAAUACCCGUAAUGGUUUCUGUUUUGAGCUUCCUGGGUGCAGAUUCUUGGCGUAUCUUGGGUUGCCUUUUACAGGCGACGCGCUUGUUCUUUCCUUAACUUGGCCAUCAAACAAAUCGCCCGUUGAGCGAUACUCACCUUCCUUAUCAAUCUCUCUCUCGCUCGCUCUCUCUUUUGAACCCCCCAAAGGUUUCGUCUUUUGCUCUCUCUCUCUCCCUCUCUCCCCCGUUCUUUCCUUUCCCCCUCCGGAGGCCUCAAAGCUAAGAGCGGCCAUCCACAAUGUUCGACAGUUUAUUGAAAUCGAAGUUCCAUAACAAAUGCAAGACGGCGAUAAAGCUCACGAAGACGCGGUUGGAGACGAUAAUGAAGAAGAGGAAUGCUGUGGAGAAGUACUUGAAAAAGGACAUUGCCGAUCUCCUCAGGAAUGGUCUCGACACCAAUGCCUACGGCAGGGCCGAAGGUCUUCUCGUCGAGCAGAACAUGACCUCGUGCUACCAUCUCGUCGAGCAAUUCUGUGUGUGCAUAUUGGGUCAACUACCAGUAUUGGAGAAGCAGAGUGAAUGCCCUGAAGAAUGCCGAGAGGCCAUAGCCUCUCUAAUGUAUGCUGCUGCUCGAUUUGCUGAUCUGCCGGAACUACGUGAGCUGCGAAGUUUAUUUGCAGAUCGUUACGGAAAAUCUCUCGAACCCUUUGUUAAUAAUGAGUUUGUCGAGAAAAUGAGGUCGCCGCAGCGCACCAAGGAUAUGAAGCUUCAGCUGAUGCGCGACAUUGCUCUUGAGUUCUCUGUGGACUGGGAUUCCAAGGCAUUGGAGCAGAAGCUAUUUAACCCAACUCCACAUGAUCAAGACAAAUCCAAAGUCAGGUCUUCAGGCAACACCGCUGACAACGAGUAUAAGCAGCAUAAAAGUGAGGACCGUGCUGACUCAAAAAGAGAGAGUGACUAUGCUGAAGACAAACCACAGAAGGACAUGCUUGAUCCUUCUGCAUCCAAAAGAAAUGGAAGCAACCUUCCCUUUUUCGGACGAAAAGAAGUCACAGACGACAUAGAUAAGCUGAGCAGCAGCAGCAGCAGCAGCAGCGAGGCCGAAGUGAUUUCUCCACCUAAAAAGGAAUUUCCCCACAGAGACAAGCCUAAGUACAGUUCAAGUUCAUCCGGAAGCCCGUCCGAGGAAGAAGCAAGUCAUAAGAAGCCGUUAAGCUAUAGAGACGUCCCUCCUCCUUAUGUCAAAACCAAGACAGAAAGAAACAGAAGCAUGACCGAUGAACCUCCGCGAAAUACUGCUUCUGAGCUUAUUGAUAAGAACUGCAAGGCUAAGAAACCAGUAGGUGAAGCCAAGCCAAAGCCGAGGUCAGUCAGGCAGCGCCCGUUACCACCGCCUCCAGGUCGUGAAUCCGAGCUGACCUCCCGAACCAUACAAAUCGAUGAUGAAGAUGAAAGGAAGUUAGAUGGGCUCUUGAUGCACUACAGUAAGAAGCAAUCGCCUAACGACCAGCGCGAACCAAGGGUGUCUCUAAAACCGCCUCCUAAGCUACGAACGUACCAGGAAAAUGGCGAACCCAUGCAGCGCAAGAGCACAAAAUCUGAUGUAUUUGCUGCACCAGCUAGAGCGGCGUCUUUUCCACCGGAGCCGACGGCUCCGGCCGAGGCCACCGAGUUAGCAAAAGGGCACUGCCGGUCCACUUCGCUACAGCCGGACAUUUUGGCCGGACACGUUCAUCCUAAUCUUCCCGACUGUGACGAUUUGGCAUCGCGGAUUGCUGCUCUCAGAGGGAGAUAAAAACAGGACAGAGCCAGAGCGUUUAGAUUCUUUACCGUUAUUCUAUUCAAUAUUUAAUUGAAUGCUUCUUAUCAAUAUUAAAGACAUUGUAACACUACUGGGGCAUUUACUAGGCGUGGCACCUUUCUAGGUAGGUCGUCGUCUUCUCGUUUUUGACCUUUUUCUUGUUUUUAGAGUUUCGCCUGUAAGCUCAUCAUCAGAUGACUUCAGCGUCACGUUGCCCAGUUGCUGCGUGGGAUGCUAUCUUUCACUUUGUUC
Messenger RNA from Syzygium oleosum, 2058 nucleotides. RefSeq lists its product as uncharacterized. Lineage: Eukaryota; Viridiplantae; Streptophyta; Magnoliopsida; Myrtales; Myrtaceae. The coding region runs from base 304 to 1800 and encodes 498 amino acids. Gene Ontology annotation, biological process: protein transport. The record is from RefSeq and is a predicted model, not a curated record. The transcript is spliced from 6 exons.